AUGGUCUCCUUCCGCACCUAUGGCAUGGCCUUCUUGGCCUCUUUAGCCGAGGUCCUGUUACACAACACUUCUUCCUCGGAUAUCACGGGUCCUGGCAUCCUCUCGCGCAGUUGCAAGAUUGUGUCGGUGUAUGACUCUGUGCGGCCAUCGUCUGAGUUCCCGCCCGGUACGACUUAUACCGACUACUCGCCCAAGCUGCUCCUUCCCGGUCUUUUGGACGCUCACGUGCAUAUGAACGAGCCGGGACGUACCGAGUGGGAAGGGUUCUGGACUGGCACGAGAGCGGCUGCUUCUGGUGGCGUCACGACGCUGAUCGAUAUGCCCCUGAAUUCGCUUCCUCCCACGACGACGGUCGAGAAUCUCAUGACCAAAGUGAGGGCGGCUGACGGCCAAUGCUGGGUCGAUGUCGGUUUCCACGGAGGCCUCAUCCCCAACAACACGGCGCAUCUGAAACAUCUGGUUGAUGCUGGUGUGCGAUCAUUCAAGGGUUUCCUUAUUGAGAGCGGCGUCGAUGAGUUCCCAGCUAUCGGCCCAGAGCAUAUCGAAGUGGCUCUGCUCGCUCUAGCCGACUCGCCAACGACAGUUAUGUUCCACGCCGAGAUGGUUCCGCCCAAUUUCACUCUUGUCGGCUCCGGGGCGCCGCAUACCGGACCUCUGACAAGCUACCAGACGUACCUGGACUCCCGGCCUCCAACGCUGGAGGCAUACGCCAUCAGCCAGAUCCUGUCCAAGGCCCACCUCGCGCCCGACCUGGACGUGCACAUCGUGCACCUCUCGGCCGCAGACGGCAUCCCGAUGCUGUGCGAAGCCCGCGACCAGGGCGUCCGCAUCACCGCCGAGACGUGCUUCCAUUACCUGAGCCUCGCGGCCGAGGAGGUGCCUGAGGGCGACACCCGGUACAAGUCGGCCCCUCCGUCCCGCGGCCAAGCCAACCAGGCCCUGCUGUGGGAUGAGCUCUCGAACGUCGACGGCGAGGGUGUCAUCAAGACGGUCGUCUCGGACCACUCGCCCUGCACGCCCGAUCUGAAGCUGAUCCCCGACUCGUUCCCCAUCGCCCCACACAGCCACGCUGGCGAGGACGGCGACUUCUUCAAGGCAUGGGGCGGUGUCAGCAGUCUUGGCCUGGGUCUGUCUAUCCUGUGGACUGAGGCGGCGGACCACGGCGCGAGCAUUGAGGACAUUGUGCGCUGGACGAGCACCAACACUGCGCGUCAGGUCGGGCUGGAGCAGGAAAAGGGCGACAUUGAUGUCGGAUUUGAUGGCGACGUGGUUGUGUUCGACGACGAGGCUGAGUUCGAUGUUAACAAGGAGACCAUGUUCUUUCGCAAUGAGGUUUCUCCGUUUGAUGGCAAGACGCUCAAGGGCGUGGUCGAGGAGACGUGGAUCCGGGGGCAGAAGAUCUUCGAUCGCAAGGUGGGAUUCGACGAGGAGCAAGGACCGAUCGGCAGGACUAUUCUUCAGCCACGAAGAAGACAAGCUGUUAGAAUGAUUUAG
Molecule: messenger RNA, 1494 nt
Organism: Diaporthe citri
Lineage: Eukaryota; Fungi; Ascomycota; Sordariomycetes; Diaporthales; Diaporthaceae
Exons: 2
Coding region: 1-1494 (497 amino acids)
Biological process (GO): purine nucleobase catabolic process; allantoin catabolic process
Cellular component (GO): cytoplasm
Molecular function (GO): zinc ion binding; cobalt ion binding; allantoinase activity
Source: RefSeq, a predicted model, not a curated record